Molecule: messenger RNA, 2125 nt
Organism: Drosophila innubila
Lineage: Eukaryota; Metazoa; Arthropoda; Insecta; Diptera; Drosophilidae
Exons: 4
Coding region: 271-1833 (520 amino acids)
Molecular function (GO): DNA binding
Source: RefSeq, a predicted model, not a curated record
AGGUCGAGUCAGUUUCACCAAAUAACUGCAACGCUCCACACGUUCCGUGCGCAACGAUUUUUGGAUGAUUGUGUGCCUAAAAACCUGCUGCAGAUUUAUCAAAAUACCAGGCAUUGCCAUAUCAACGAGCGGUGGAGAGAGGUUAAAAAGAGUGAGAGAACGAGAGCGAGAUCGGAAGCGUGUGAGAGACCGAUAGCUGUUGUUGUCGUUGUGCGAUUGUUAUUGUUGUUGUUGUUAUUGUUGGGUGGCGUGAGCGAGCGUCUGGAGCAAAUGUCUGACGAUGAUGGCAGUCAGUACGGUGGAAGUGGCAGCAGUUCCCAGCGUAUACGAAAUGUCCUGACCCUGGAGGAGCGUGUGGAGGCCAUACGACAAUAUGAUAUUGUACCCAUGUACAGUAAAAUUGCCAAGAAUUUCAACUGCAGCUGGGAGCAGAUCAAGAGCAUCGUUUCCAAUCGAGUCCCGAUAUUGGAAUUUUAUGAGGCAACGCGGCACAACAACAAACAACCCAAUUCCAAGUUCGAGGAGCUGCGCAGACGCAAGCUAAACUUUCUGGGACAUUGUCUCUAUGAGUAUAUCCAGCGUGCUCAGUAUUAUCUACAUUCCGAUAUCAAUGAGGAGCUGAUACGCACCAAGGCAUUGGAGUUUCAAUCCCUCAUGGGCAUUGAAAACUUUAUACCCAAUAAGUCCUGGAUCAAUCACUUUAAGGCUGCCUACAACAUAACACUCUCGAAUCGCCAGAUUAUGAUAACGCGUAAGCCUCCCCGCUCCCUGGAUCUGCGUGACAUCAUGUCCUACUGUGGCAGGAACACUUCCACAUCAGACAGCAGUCCAAAGCCAGCAGAGACGCCUUCUACAGCUCCACAGGCAGCUGUGACUCCCAGCUCUGUGAUAGCCAAGCCUGCAGCAACUGCUGAACGGAUGUUAUUGCUGUCACCUCGGAAACCCGUGGAUAUACGUUCGUUAUAUCGCACCAAGACAUUGGUGACUGCCUCCAGUCAGAACCAGGCCACCUUGGAUGAGAUGCAGCUGCGACGCAAGCGGAAAAUCAGUUUCCUGGAGAAAGCGCUUUACGAAUACAUUUCACGAUCGCAGUUUCACCACAAGAACAAGGGUCGUCUCGAUGUGGAUCAUCUGCGCGAGGUGGCUAUCAGUCUGCGUGAUAUACUCAAGAUCGAGAACUUCUUUCCGGAUCGAAUGUGGUUUAAUCACUUCAAGAGCCACUACAACUUUAGCUUCACAGAGGGAGUGCCUCUCACUGGACGCCGUGUGCCGCUUUCUCUGGAUCUGCGCGACAUCGUCAGCUACUGUGGACGACAUGAGCAGCGGGAGCAGCCAUUGGGCAGCAUUACAUUGACGCCCAAGGAGACGGAACCCGGUCGAUUGGUGCAUCUGCCAAUUGUUGAACAUAAUUCGGAGACGCGCAGCAAAGCAGUUGAUGAAGAUGAUGAUUGUGUGGCCAUUGAAGUACCCACUGAGCUCAUUGAGAUCAAAGAUGAUGACGAGGAUCCAGAAAAACCUUGUGACGUUAAUAAGCGCAACGAUCUCAAGCGUCAUCUAGCAACAACUGCUUCUUCCCCCUUUCCCCUUAAGAUAAAGAAGAUUGAAUCACUUAACACAAGAGCACAGAGUCCGGGACAUUAUUCCGAGUCUAGCAACGAUGCAGAGUUGCCACGGUGCGUGCAGAACUAUGACGAUGCACUGCGUCUGCUGAAACCACUCGAGGAAUUUGCUUUGCUCGAGGAAAACUAUCGUGCUAUUGGACUGCUCACUCAACUGGAGAAAAUCUUCGAAAGCGGUGCCAAAUCUGCACAUAAUGUUAACUCUUCCAAAUAGAGCUGCCAAUAGGAUGGGGAGGGUAAAUAAACUGAUCCCGAUCCCCUUAGCCUUAAACUAACAAUUGACCAAAAAUUAAUAAUUAGUAAUAGCCUGGCUUAUUGGAUAAGUGGAUAAAAUUACAACAAAGGUUGCUUAAGUAAUCUUAGACACAUAAGACACAUAUCAUGUAUUAGAUAUAUGUUAUUAUUGAAAUGAAGAUUAAGUCCUGUAUAUGAAUAUUAAUAUGAAAUAUAAUAUGUUGACCUUGAAUUGUAGAUUUACUUAUAUAGAAAAUAUAUAAUACACAUAC